This is a messenger RNA of Phyllopteryx taeniolatus (common seadragon), 3167 nucleotides long. RefSeq lists its product as uncharacterized. Bases 195 to 932 code for a protein of 245 amino acids. The record is from RefSeq and is a predicted model, not a curated record. The transcript has 2 exons. NCBI's taxonomy places the organism in Eukaryota, Metazoa, Chordata, Actinopteri, Syngnathiformes, Syngnathidae.
AAUAAAUUGGUGAGCGCAGUGCAUACUCCAGCUUCCUCUGCGGGAUACUUCCCACAUCCUGACGUCAGGCCAACGUGUGUUGUUUUCUUCCCGUGCUGCCUCGCACCCAGACGCAGUCACACAGCAGCUCUUCAGAGGAAUCAGUCCACACCAAUAGCAGUCAAGAUGGUCACCGAGCCCCGCCCCCGUUAGAGAUGGCCUCCCCGGGCCCUCCGGCGCCUCUCCUGUGCUUCCUGCUGUGGGUGUUGGUGGCGCCCCAGCGCUCCGAAAUGUGCCUGGCGUACGUGACGCACGACAGUUUCUUCUACUACUCGUGCAGCCAGGAGCCGCACGCGUGCAGUGCGGCGUCGCUGGCAGCCUGCCGCUGCAGGAGCAUCCCGCUGUCAACUCUGCAGCCCCCUUUGGCGACGCCCUACUCCUCGCCUGUGUUCCGCAUGCGGCGCCUGACCGUGUGGUACACGUCGCCCUGGAACACCGCCCGCCUGCUCAACAACUCAGAGGUGCACCACCUCACCCUGAUGGACUGCAGCGGCGGACCCACGCCCUCUCUGGAGGGACACUUCACAGUGCAGCACCUGGAGCAACUGAGCAUUAUCGACUUCCCGCAAAUGACCCAAACCAAGAUGGACUCCGAGAGCGACAACGACCUCCAUUUUGACGUCGACAGGUGGAAGUGGCGGGCCGCGUCCCAAGUGCAGGACAUCUUCCUGGGCCGUGAGUUGGGGGCGGCGUUCCACGAGCAGGCCCGGCUUGGCGUUAUCCACGGUUCGGUGCUGCGGGGUGGCGCGGCGGGCGUCAAGGUGUACACGGUGCAGACGCACAUCGACAACGAUGGCACGCUGCCAUUCCCCGACCUGCGGCUGCCCAAACUGCCGGUAACUUCCGUCAUCUACGUCAGCUUCGUGUACAGGAGGGAGCAGCACGAGGACUGAACUCACACAAUGCAACCACCACAUCAUAACUGUAACAUACAGACAUAAUAAACACUCAUGAAGCAACACCUAAGAAUCCUACUCAUUGUGCAUUGUCCAAGCAAGAAUCCUGUUGAUUUUCAAGGAUCUCUAACCACAGGUGUUGCAGAUGAGCAAUAAUUAAUCAUAAAUAAUUUUGGAAUAAGUAUAGGCCCCGGUGCUGUCAGCUAGCAGAAAGUCAGAUAUCACAAAUAGGUACAAGUUCACAAUUUUCAAGCACUCUUGAAAGACCAAGGAUAUUCUUUCAAGUACUGAGCAAGAACCCUAUUGAUUUUGAAAUAUAUAAAUAUAACACCAGGGGUUAUUGCUAGCAAAAGAGAAAAAGUCAGUUAUGUACAUGUUCCUUCUACUUAAACCUGAAGCCAUCUUCAGACCAAUGACUAUUUAUUUAUUCACUUUAGUUAUUUUUGGCAUAGUUUAUUUAGAUACUGUAUGUAUGUAUUAAUUUGUUUCUUUAUUUACUCAAUAAUUCUAAUUUAUUCCAUAAAACAAAUAAUACAUAAUUGAUUCAUUUUAAAACAGAAAAAUAAAUUACACAAUUAAAAAAUAAAAUACAAUUAUAAUAUUUUAUUAAUGUUGGUUAAAUACUGUAAAUUGGUUACUUAAGAUGAAAUUAAUUUUAAAAAAUAGGACUAAUAUUAUUGAUUAAAUAAUGUAUUUUACAUAAAUAUUUACCUUUAAAAUUUUACGAAUGACUUCCUUCCCUCCUCCGAGUUCGACUGUUGCUUGAUGCAACGUGUCAGAAACCUCAAAGCACCACCAGGUGGCAGCAGAGCCGCGUGAGCUUCAAGCAGGCCUGAACACACAAGGUCAGCACGGUCAACCUCGUGGUUAAGCGCGUGUGUUGCACAGUGCUGAGGUUGAGGGUUUGAAUCUCGGCCCUUGCUGUGCGGGGAGCUUGCGCACCGUUCAUAUGUGGGUUUUCUCCAGGUUCUUGGGCUUUCUCCCACAUUAGCUAAAUACGCAGGUUAGGUUCAUCGAGGAGUAAAUUGUCCGGGUGUGAAUGUGACUGUGAAUGGUCCGUUUGUCUAUGUGCCCUGGCAUCUACUAGCAACCAGUCUAGGGUGUAGGUGCCCCACUCCUCAAUCCAAAUCAGCUGGGAUAAACUGUGACGCGCGACGUGGAAUUGCACGCACCUGCUGCCCGAGACGCGCACAUUAUUAGCAUGACAAACGUGCUAAACGUGCUCGCUGAUGCCGCCUGUUGAUCUUGCACCUGACAGGUUCAACCAAGCCACAUUUGCGUAAGCGUUCAUAUGCAACACAAUUGCAAGUUGACUUUAUUAACGCUCAUUACGGCCGCAGAUGUAAAUCGGCACAGAUUUGCCCGUCUCGCGGCCACUAAAACGGGUUUAUCAUCAGACGUUAUUGUUCGGCGGCCUCCUUGCGGGCGACGCGGCCAUGUUGGUCUUUUGAAAAGGGCAAAUCAGCCAUAAUUCAGUUUAUAAACGGCGGCGGGCGAGGAGGAGGGGGGGGCGAGGAGAGAGAAAUGCCUGCAUGAAUAUUCACGAGGGCCUCAAACUGCCGCGGCCGGUGAUUCAUUAGGCAUAUGUAAAUAUCACUCACUUUAAUUGCCCCUAAACCGACUCAACAUAAUGUUACCAUUAGCAAAUUAUUACUUAUUUGUGAUCCUAAACGCUGCACAGAGACCAAGCCAUUGCAAUUGCAAUGAUUUUUAUUCACUGACAACCUCUGUCACUUGUGUGUAUGUGUGUCUAUCCCACCUUUAACGUGGGCUACAUUUGUCUCUGUAGGGACAUUUUGGCUGGUUAAAAUGCUAGCGUAAAAAUGCUAGCAUGAGCUUAGAUUCCACAUUCAACAUCCUGGGUUUUUGUCUUUCUAUGGAUGUGGGCACAACCCAGAACAACCCACCUUUACUGUCGAGAAGUUUAGAUUCAAAUUUCUUUGUGGGGACAUUUUUAAGUCGUCAAAAAGAAAAAAAGCUAACAUUAGCUAAUUUUCCAUAUUUGUAUGUGUGUAUGUUUUCCUGUCUUUCUGUAUUUGUGGGUAAAACCUUUGCCAAUCCACCUUUACUGGGCAAACUUUUGUCAAGAAAAAAGCUAACAUGUGGGUGGGGGCUUUUUAAUUUGUCUUUUUUAUUGUAUUUUAUUUUAGAAAGUUCCAUAAAGGACAUUUUGGAUGGUUAAAAUACUAGCAUGUUAGCGUUCCCUAUUAAACUGUACUGUAUGUGUGUUCA